AGCAAAUUCGAAUCACUCACUGGUCACUCGUCAUGUAAUGCCUGAUUAUUUUCAAAAUGGAAGCGCAGAAGACUGCACGUGAACUUUUCACUGAAGCAGUGAGAGCAGUCCUAGAAACGUGGCCUGUUUUACAGAUCGCAGUUGAUAAUGGAUUUGGAGGCGUGUACGGCCAACAGAAGGCAGAUUGGAUGGUGGAUGUAGUCCAACAAUAUUUUCAUGACAACGCAAACCUUCAGCCAGAUGAAGUGGAGGACUACAUUGCAGACCUUAUGAACAAUGAGUUUGAUACAGUGGUGGAUGAUGGCAGUUUACCUCAGGUGGCACAGAAGGUUAGCCAGAUCUUUACACAGUGUCAACAAGGAAAGCUCGCAGAGGUCAAAGAUCAGAUAGUCAAACUUAACAAGAGUGCAGAACGAGCCAAGGUCACACACCAACCAAACGCUGAAGAGUGUAAUGGCGAUGAAACAGAGUUCAUGGAGUGUGAAGCAGCAACGUCAACAACCCCCCAGCGUAGAUCGGCACCCAAACAGACAGAUCAACCCCAGUCUCAAGAGGAAAACGAUGGUUGGACGACAGUGGUGCGCAGGAAGUGACAUUACUGUGGAAGUGCUGAGUGAAUUGGGAUUUUACUGCCUCCGUUUUGUUUUAUACGUGUCUCUACGAUGGUUCUGUCAUAUUGGGAGGACGGACAUAUGUUCUGAUGAAAACCUGGACACGUAAACCUAUACCUCGAGUUCACAUUUAUGCAGGUGUCAAGAGGUCACUCUUAUUAGGGCAUCUGAGGAACUGUCACUGUUUACAGGAAUCUCAUUGUUUUUGGUACAUGGAAAUCCAGUUCAGUAGCGAUUAAAUAACCAUCUAUAGUGUGUGUAUAUAUAUCACUCACCUACAAUGCCGAGGCAGGCCCCCACCCCUCUGAGGGGUUGGGUUAAAUGCGGAAGAGAUCAGUUAAACAAUUAACUAGGUAUCCCCUUUCCAAUAGUAUGUAUUACUGAGUAAGGGAUAGUGCUCCGUUGCACUGAUCCAUGUUCUAUUUUCAUAUCGAAGUGAUAGAGGUCUACCUGCUACAACAUGUUUAUUUACAGUAUAGUCGGCAGUGCUAAAUAUAAAACUUUAAACAGCCAACUUAAGAAUGGUGAAUUUAUUUAAUGUACUCAAUUCACCAUCUCUUGGCCGCAUGAGUGUCAUACAGUACUCUGAAUCUGGUUUAAAGAUUUAUUCUGAAGAAUACAGGUUGUAAGAUAUCUGGCCUUUCUUUCAGUCAUGUUUAAACACAUUUUAUGUUCACAAAAUAAGCAUUCCACAUACAGUUUGGCGACAUGUAUAAAACAAAGUGAAGGAUUUUUUUGUAGACUUUUUUUGUACACCUGGCAUAUCAAGGCACUAUUUUAACAAAUGUGACUCAGCACAAUGAGAAGUAGAUCAUCCAUUUUAAAACAAACUACAGAUAUCAUAUU
Oncorhynchus gorbuscha (pink salmon) is the source of this 1457-nucleotide messenger RNA. It is a transcript of the gene tsr2, whose product is annotated as TSR2 ribosome maturation factor. Gene Ontology annotation, cellular component: nucleus. NCBI's taxonomy places the organism in Eukaryota, Metazoa, Chordata, Actinopteri, Salmoniformes, Salmonidae. The record is from RefSeq and is a predicted model, not a curated record. The coding region runs from base 57 to 593 and encodes 178 amino acids. The transcript has 5 exons. Gene Ontology annotation, biological process: maturation of SSU-rRNA from tricistronic rRNA transcript (SSU-rRNA, 5.8S rRNA, LSU-rRNA).